CUCCUUGCAGUCAUGGUGCAUUGCAGUUGCGUGUUGUUCAGAAAGUAUGGAAAUUUCAUUGAUAACCUAAGACUCUUCACCAAAGGAGGAAGUGGUGGAAUGGGUUAUCCUCGUUUAGGUGGAGAAGGUGGAAAAGGUGGUGAUGUCUGGGUUGUAGCCCAAAAAAAAAUGACUUUAAAGCAACUUAAAGACAAAUAUCCUCAGAAACGGUUUGUUGCUGGAGGAGGAGCAAACAGUCGGGUUAGUGCACUGAAAGGCUCCAAAGGAAAAGACUGUGAAAUCCCUGUACCUCUGGGUAUUUCAGUAACUGACGAAAAUGGUAAAAUUAUAGGAGAACUCAAUAAAGAGGAAGACAGAGUUUUGGUCGCUGAAGGAGGUCUUGGUGGUAAAUUACUUACAAAUUUCUUACCUUUGAAAGGCCAGAAACGAAUAAUUCAUCUUGAUCUAAAACUUGUAGCUGAUGUAGGCCUAAUAGGAUUCCCAAAUGCUGGAAAAUCCUCUUUGCUAAGUCAGGUUUCUCACGCAAAACCUGCAAUUGCAGAUUAUGCAUUUACAACAUUAAAGCCUGAACUUGGAAAGAUUAUGUAUAGUGAUUUCAAACAGAUAUCAGUAGCUGAUCUUCCAGGCUUAAUAGAAGGAGCACAUAUGAACAAAGGCAUGGGCCACAAAUUCCUCAAGCAUAUAGAAAGAACUAGACAACUACUUUUUGUUGUUGAUAUUUUUGGAUUUCAGCUUUCUUCAAAAACUCCAUACAGAACUGCUUUUGAAACCAUAAUACUGCUUACAAAAGAGUUGGAGUUGUACAAAGAGGAACUUCAGACAAAACCUGCAUUGCUGGCAGUUAAUAAAAUGGAUUUGCCACAUGCCCCAGAUAAAUUCCGUGAAUUGAUGAACCAACUCCAGAAUCCUAAAGAUUUUCUGCAUUUAAUUGAAAAAAACAUAAUUCCAGAGAGGACUAUGGCAUUCCAACAUAUCAUCCCCAUCUCAGCAGUUACUGGAGAAGGAAUCGAAGAAUUAAAGAACUGUAUAAGAAAAUCACUGGAUGAUCAUGCCGACCAGGAAAAUGAUGCACAUCAUAGGAAACAGUUGCUUAAUUUACAGAUUUCCAAUACAGUAUCUUUAUAGUGUGGCACCAUCAAAGCAUGCCACAUUACUAGUUCCAGAAUGGAUAUAAUUUAUAUCUAUUAAAAAUAGAGUACUAUUCAGCUUUUAAAAAGAAGGAAAUUGUAUCAUUUG
Messenger RNA from Galeopterus variegatus (Sunda flying lemur), 1236 nucleotides. RefSeq names its product GTP-binding protein 10 (putative) (gene GTPBP10). NCBI's taxonomy places the organism in Eukaryota, Metazoa, Chordata, Mammalia, Dermoptera, Cynocephalidae. The coding region runs from base 13 to 1125 and encodes 370 amino acids. Gene Ontology annotation, molecular function: magnesium ion binding; GTPase activity; GTP binding. Gene Ontology annotation, cellular component: mitochondrion. The record is from RefSeq and is a predicted model, not a curated record. The transcript has 10 exons.